Annulohypoxylon truncatum is the source of this 1182-nucleotide messenger RNA. RefSeq lists its product as uncharacterized. Bases 718 to 1095 code for a protein of 125 amino acids. The record is from RefSeq and is a predicted model, not a curated record. NCBI's taxonomy places the organism in Eukaryota, Fungi, Ascomycota, Sordariomycetes, Xylariales, Hypoxylaceae. The transcript is spliced from 2 exons.
AUAUUAAGGGACGAGGCUACGUCUUUCAACACACAAAAACCCAGAAUAGAUUCAAUUUGCAAGCGUGUAUACCUAUACUGUAAAAAGUAGAUAUUCCGGACUAGAUGAGAGUAUCACGACGGCCAGAACAGCCAAGAACAACUUGGGCGAAAGCGCAAUGACAAAUGACACCAUGUACUAAAAAGCCGGUAUUUUCAUUACGUCUUAGUUACCUCAUCCGUCGGCCCUAGACGGUCAGUCCGUUUUUUUGGUAGUGGAACCUUGACGAACUCUACCAUUCUUAUGGCGCGAAUGAUGUAACAAAUUUUUGGAUAUACUUGUUUCUCUUUGACGGCAACUUCCUUCCAAAUUCAUUUUCGAUUUAGUCGGGAAAAUUCUGAUUCGCCCUGUGAUCUAGAAGCAGGCACGCCUCGGCUGUGACUGUGGUAUGUAGUGGUUACCAAGACCCAGUAGUUUAGUCAUAUGAACGUCUCAGAUUUUUUUGAGGCUUGGACUUUUGUCACAGUUAUAAGUCAGUCGCAUUAAUAAGUGCUAUCCGGCACAUAUUGCGCAAUUCUCAGAUCUUCAGUCGUUGGGCAUUUAUCGAACUCGGGCACAAUUCUUCGUCUUCGUCUUCGUCUUUGACUCUGUCUUAAUUGCUUAACUUCCGUUGACUACCAAGAACAAAACUCAAUUGCUCUCUAAGACGUCAAUUGACUUUCAUAAAACGUUUUGAAGAUGACUGGCCAGAUGACUUCUACCGGCCGGGGUGGCGCUGGCAACAUCGCCGACUCUACCAAGUCUCCCAAGAUCCAGCCAACCGACCUCGAGACACCGACUUUGAAGACGCCUGUCGUUACUACUGGCCGAGGAGGCUCUGGUAACAUGGCACCGAACAACGAUCCAGCUCAGACGCGAGCACGCCAAGACGUCGGGCCCAUCGAAAGACGACCUAGCCAGGGCGCAACUCACGUAGGGCGUGGAGGUGCGGCCAAUAUUGUCAAGCCAGGCAGCGAGGAGGCCGAGAUAGCGAAGAACGACUCGGCUAUCGACGACCAGGCUCCUCGACAUAAUGGGCUGGCGGCCAAGGCCAAGGAGUUCUUCAAGAAGGCUUAGGAUGCCCUGAGGAUGAAGGUGUCAAAGGCGCCGCCUAAAUGAUUCUUCUAUCACGAUAAUCAUUGGUGCUGUUCGUGCGGAUUCAUG